Messenger RNA from Cladocopium goreaui, 1606 nucleotides. Lineage: Eukaryota; Dinophyceae; Suessiales; Symbiodiniaceae. The record is from the annotation of a GenBank genome assembly.
CCCUGACUCCCAGCAGUCCGAUACUCAAAGCCAUGGCGGUGGACUUCUGCACUCCCAAGGCUAUGGAGGCGGUGGAAAAGCGGGGCGAUUUCAGCUGCGCCGCCUGUGCCGAGCUCUUCGCUAGUGCAGCGGAGCUGCGGGCGCACUGCAAAUCGGAGCGGCAUGUGUACAACAUGAAACGUCAACUGUCUAACCUGAAACCCAUCUCUCAGGAAGCGUGGGAGCGCAAGCUCCGGGAACGCGAGGGACAAGAAAACACCAAGGGAACUGCACACCUCAAAGCGGGCAAGGCGCCGCGAAGUAAAGAGGGCUACACCCCUGACGCGGCUGCGCAACGCGAGGAAGCUGUGUCGGUGGCGUUCUCCCCUCGUCGUUGCCUCUUCGACAAGCAGCACUUCAAUACCAUCGAUCAAAACCUGACCUACAUGUGGAAAACCUACAAUUUCUUCGUGCCAGAUCGGGAGUAUUGCACCAAUCUGGAGGGCCUACUGGAGCAUUUGUGGAUGAAGUGCACUGAUGACGCUUGCUGCCUUUUCUGCAACCGAAGAUUCCCUGAUGGUGCCAGCACUCGCCGACACAUGCUGGACAAGGCCCACACCCGCAUUGGCACCGAAGCACGCACCCGCCGCGGAAAUCUGGAUGACUUGGGAUCCCAGGACCUGGAGGCGGAACUGGAGGAGUUCUACGACUUCACUGGCUCCACACGUGAGAUCACCGAACGCAUCACUGAUCCACAGCAGCGACUUGCGUCCAUCUUCCGCUUCUUUGACGAAGAUCGAGACGGCUUUCUAUCCUAUGAGGAGUUGACUGAGCUCUGGCGUGCCACCAAAAAGGAGGAGGCUGCGGAGCUGACUGCACCCCUCUUCCAGGGCGCUUGCGCCCAGGCUGGAGCAGAUCCAAAACGUGGCCUUGAUAUGGAGGCCUUGGCGCGACUCUACAUGGAAGGCUUCGCGGAUCUGGCCGAACACUUCCAGGUCUUGGAGGAGCUGCUGGCCAAAAAAUUGUCUUCCAAGAAUCUUCGCAAGGCCAUGGCGCCACGCAAGGAGGAGAUACAGGAAGACGAGGAUGACGAUGAUGAAGAUGAUGAAGAUGAUGAGGAUGACGCGGAAAGCUCUGGUACCGAGAUUGUUGAAUGCGAUGAUGAGGCCGAGUUUGAAGAGGUCAUGAGAAUACUGGGCCUGCAGCAAGCCAUGGUCUUGGACAAUGGCGACCUGAGGCUUCCAAAUGGCAUGGUCGCUGCCAACCGAGAUGUGGCCCACAUUUGGAAGCAGCGAGGCACUCGUGCUGGUCCUCUCGCGCUGGGAGGGCGCCCCGGCAAGAGCGUGCGAGCUCAUCUGAUGCUUGCCAACGAUGCGGCUGGCAAGGUUGAGCUCACUCGAAGGGAGCAGAAGAGGGAGGGCAAACGGGUCAUUGCCAUCUUGAAGGAGAAGAACAAGCAGGAGAUGAGACUGGGUAUGCAGAUGAAUCUGGUCCUCAAGGGCAGACCCAAGAAAUUCCGAACGCUCAUGGGAGAUGCUUCAGGUGGGCGUUAGCCGUUGAGCCAUGGCAGCCUUGGCCAUGGGACGCAUCAUCUUGUUUUGGGGGGAGAACGCGACCCAAAUCGAAC